Molecule: messenger RNA, 6398 nt
Organism: Hypanus sabinus (Atlantic stingray)
Lineage: Eukaryota; Metazoa; Chordata; Chondrichthyes; Myliobatiformes; Dasyatidae
Product: transcriptional-regulating factor 1
Exons: 16
Coding region: 611-4132 (1173 amino acids)
Biological process (GO): regulation of transcription by RNA polymerase II; negative regulation of DNA-templated transcription
Cellular component (GO): histone deacetylase complex; transcription regulator complex
Molecular function (GO): transcription corepressor activity
Source: RefSeq, a predicted model, not a curated record
CAGGAUGCAACGCGUCCUACUGUAAAAGGCUAAAGUGUCGCGGCUGAGACAAGGGAGUCGUCGAAAGGGAAACUUUUUGCAGAAAAUCAAUUAUUUGCACUACGCAGAAAUAAACUAGCAGCUCUCAGGUUGGCUCUUGUCACCUUUUCUUUGCAUUCACGAGCGGGGCAAAGGGAUUGCAUGCGAGUGCAAAAGGCAAUGUUAGCUCUUCAAUGUGAACUAAAUGCCAAGCAACAUCCUCGCAUUACUAGAGGACAUCCAUCUAUUUCUCAUCAACUUUGCCAACAAAGCCAGCAUGAAAGACACACCAGUUAGAAUGUUGAAGGUUUGCUUUCAACAGAUGACUUUGAGAUAUGCCACAGUCAACUUAAUCAAGAUAUGAUGCAUCAUUACAGGUUCUACUUGACCUGAUGACAAGACUCAGAAUUGCAGACGUGAAAUGAGAGAAAAAUUGUGCUAACAGUUUGAAACCCAUGUAUUUUUUUAAAAACACCUACAUUUCUCAGGGAACUUGAGGAUUCUAAGCCUUUAUUUUUGACUUGUUUUCAUAAUCUUGCAAGGAAUUUGGCAAUCCAUUUGUGGUUUAUCCAUUGAAUUGCCUUAAGAACACAUGAUGGGAGACCAACCCCCUUUUAAAUCUAAUCACUCCGUGAACAAUACAGAAAAUAGGUACUAUUCACAACAACCACAAUCCAGCCCAUUGAGUGGAAAUAUGAAUCAUAACUAUGGAUCUACAGGCAUGGAAACAUCUCAGUCUUCUCCAGCUUCACCUCAUUUUCCUUCAGAUUCAAGGGAAGCUGCAGUAGCAGGGACCAUGCCGGCUGUUACCAAGAGCCUUAUGAUAGAAUCACGAAGGCCAAGUAAUUGGCCUCAUUCCAGUGCUGGCAAUCAUAUUCAAAUGCAGAAUGACCUUAGCAAUUCUUCCAUGAUGUGGACCUCUACUGCUCAAGCCAGUGCUCCUGAUGGAUACUCAUAUGCAUUUUCUUCUCCAGCAGCUGACACAUCAUCUCAGAAAUUGACCAGUGAUGUAUUGCACAAGUUGGACUCGUUCACACAGGUUUUUACCAAUCGCAACCUCAGGAUGCAACAGGCAAACAGCAUUGCCUCAAACCUGCCGAGCCAGGCCACAGUGGCUGAGAGCGUUCGGGACAGUGCUCUCCGGCAACUAUUGUCGCAGAAAACUCCAGCAGAGCAACAGGCUGCCAUGCACCCAAUUCAGCGAUUUCAGCAUGCUCCGACACAGCAAAUGCAUCAGGGCUUUCCAACUGCACAGUCAAAGCAACAGUUGCAAGCCAUCCAUCAUCACCAUCAGCAGCAGCAGCAGCAGCAACAACAGAUGUAUUUUGAGUUCCAGCAAUUGGCCCAAAUGCAGUCACAACCACAGUCAAUGCUACAGCAUACUCAGUCGCAUGUUCAGCAGCUGCAGGCUCAGCAAGUACUGCCUCAACAAAUUCAGCAACUCCCACAGCAACAAUACUUUGUGCGCCAACAGCAGUCCCAGCAGCACAUGUCAGUGCCUGACAUGCAGCAGCAGCAGCAGCAGCAGUGUCACAUGCAUUCAAUGCAAUUCUAUCAGCCGCAGCAGAUCUUGUGCCAGUUACAGCAACCUGUGCAACAGCAGAUGCAGCCUCCACCUCCCUAUCACAGAAACCAAAACCCCAAGUCCAUGCAGCAGCCACAGUACUCCCAAGAACAAUCCCACCCUUCUCAACACAUCCAAAUGGAUAUUCCCUCUCAGUAUUUCUAUCAAGAUCAGGCACACUAUCGGCAUAUGUACCAGCAAAAUCAGUUGCAUCAGCAGCAAGAGGAAACUAUGCAACAGAAACAGCUCCACGUUGAUAAUCGCAUUCAGACAUCACUGGGUCCCCAUACAAGUACCUCUUCCUUGGUCAUGGACGAGGCGACAAGGAAGGAACUAAGUAAAAUGAGCCAUCCUGGGACUCCUAUGGUUCCUCAAAGACAUCUUGUAGCACCACCUAAUCUUCCUCAAGCACCUGCCAAGCCAUCUCAACAACAAUCUCAUAAUCAAACAUGGUCCCAGAUUUCUCUGACCAACAUGAAGCAAGGGGACUUGACCAUUGAACACAGUGGCCAAAGCCGAGUUUCUUUCCAAGAAAGGAUAGAUGAAAAAAGCAGGCUGAUAUGUACAAUAUGCCACAAGGAAUUCAAGAGCCUACCUGCUCUGAAUGGCCAUAUGAGGUCUCACGGUGGUCAAAGGGCAUCUCCUAAACAGGACCCCUCUAUAUCUGAGGCUGAAAGGCUUUGGUUGUCUGUACAGGAGGAAGGAGAGAAGCAGCCUAAAGAGGUGGAUCACCUCAUGCCUAUCAUCAUGCCUGUCUCUGUACCUGUAAAGCCUCUGCCUGCUGAAGCCAGCAAGCAGGCCACCAAGGACAAGCCUACCAACUCUGUUUCAGAUGACGAGAUGCCAGUCCUCAUGAAGAUGACUGAUUCUCCACCAAACGCUUCCACAGUGGCCCAAUCCUGCUCAUCCUCUGAGGUUGUUCGAAAGUGUCAACCCAUCGAUACACAAUCAGAAGAUAACUUGAAACCUCGUCAAGACAAGAAGAAAUACCGACAUAGGCCAGAGCCUCUCUACAUCCCUCCACCUAUAGUCAGCCUCUCUGCUUCGUAUCCAGGCGCAACGCUAUACCAAAGUCAGCUCCGCUCACCAAGAAUCAUGGGUGAUCACCUGCUGGACAGGACCCAAGAGCUCCCUCCCUACACACCACCCCCAAUGCUAAGUCCAGUGAGACAGGGCUCUGGCCUUUUCAGCAGCGUCAUUUCCUCUUCGCACGGUGGCACUUAUCCAACACUGCCUAUCACCCCUUUAACUCCACGUAUACUGCUUGGUCGAACGAAUGGUGUUGAUGCAAUGACAAUAACGCCUGGACCUGGGGAACAGACUGUUGACAUUGAACCGCGAAUCAAUAUGGGAUUGCGGUUUCAAGCAGCAAUCCCAACUUUGCAAGACAGGUCACUGGCUGAAAAAGAUGUCUGUAAAGCAGAUUUGGUGUGGAAGCCUUGGUGUGAAUUGGAAAACCCAGAAGAACAACAAAAAGUGGAAGAUAUGCUGAACAUGGCUUGUUCUAGUGCGCUGCCAGGUGGUGGGACAAAUAGAGAACUUGCCCUACAUUGUCUUUUUGAGGCAGGCGGGAACAUUUUGAUGGCCGUUGAGGCUUUGUUGAUGAAAAUGCCAAUUAAAGACAAAUCCCAUCCAUUGGCAGACUAUCACUAUGCUGGCUCUGACAAAUGGACAACAAUAGAAAGGAAAAUGUUCAACAAAGCCCUGACUAUACAUAACAAGGACUUCUUCCUGGUUCAAAAAAUGAUAAAGACAAAGACAAUGGCACAGUGUGUGGAAUACUACUACACUUGGAAAAAGCUCUUGCGAUUAGGUCGAAAACACCGAACACGUCUUGCAGAAAUGGAAGCUGAGGGAAUGUUUAGUGAUGAAGAUGAAGAAGUGGAGGAUGAAGAUGAUGAUGAUGACAGAAAAUCAGAUAGAGAUGAGGAGAAAACAGAAGCACCAAAGUCCCCUUUGCAAGUGCCAGUAGUUCCUAUGGAGCAGCUGGUUGUUCAAGGGCCGACCUUCAUGUGUGAAGUGCCAAAUUGUGGUGCAAUAUUCAGUUCCAGGCAGGCUUUAAAUGGCCAUGCACGGAUUCACGGUGGUUCAAACCAGGUGCCAAAGCAGACAUCUGCAGCUAAACUUAAAACGGGAGGAUCUCAGCCAGGCUUUGCAUCUGUCAAGAAUUCUCCAGCACACAGCACAACUAGUGGUGAAACAGAUGGUACUACAAUUUUCCCUUGCAAGGAAUGUGGAAAAAUGUUCUACAAGAUUAAAAGUAGAAAUGCUCACAUGAAAACCCAUAGACAGCAGGAGGAACAGCAGCGCCAGAAGACACAGAAAGCCCUUGCAGCUGCUGAAGUAGCGAUAAUAGCCAGACCUGCUUCACCAAUCGCACCAAUAUUACUCCAUCCAGAUCACAUGAGUAUGGUAAAGCGACACUUAGAAGUAGAAGAUCAUGAUAUCAUUCAGGAGUUAGAAGAUGUAAUGGAUGAAUCAAAUGUCAUGGAUACAAACCUACUUUUAGAUGGAGAAGAUGGAGAAUUCCUCCAAGAUGAUGAAUUGUAAAUGUCUUUUAAAACAAUUUUCAAAAUAACACAGAAUAAUCUUCAAAUACAAUAAAUUGUGUUUAUGUCAUCAAAAUGUACAAAGCUUAGUUCAAAUGCUGAAGAAUCGCAGGAGGAUUGCACAUAGACGGAGAUGCUCGACUUGCUUUUUGCCAUUAAUACCAUUUAAAGAGGCUAAGCAAAGCCUUAUGGACAAUAAUUUUCCCUUUUAGCUGCUUGUUAAAAGUUGCUUCGAAGCAUUGAAGCCAAACGGGUUUUUUGCUAAAAUGGUUUUUUUGUCGAGUGAAAGUUUCAGAAAUUAAAUUGUCUACUUUUCUAUAAAAUGAAGCAAAAAAACUGUAAAUAAGGUUUAAAAUUAUAUAUAUUUUAAAUUGUUAAAUCUGAUUUGUUUACGCAUUUAUUUAACUGCUGUUCCUUAGUGUUAUCUAGCAGGUAUGGUGUAAAUACUUUAUAUCCCAAAAUUCUAUUGCAAAAGCAAAAUAUUUUUGAAAGUAAAAGUGUCAAAAUGACAAAGAGAAUGCAGAUCUUUCACUGGGGCUGUUUUCUGUUAUUACAAUGUUGUACAGAAUUAUUAAAACUUUAUUUUAUUAAUUUGGGGAUACAGAUUGUGGUCAGAUUGCAUGCCUUUUACUCCAUAAUGUAAUUUAUUUUUUUUAUAUUUGCACUGUAAAUGUUUUUUUCAAGUAUGUGAGGAGUCUUCCACACAUUUGUAGUCAUCUUUCGUUUAUAAUGAGAUGUUAUGUUAUGAAUGAAGCACUAUGUAUAGUUCAGUGAAUGAAUUCACUUUAUAACAUGCUUUAGUUGUAUAGCCAAAAAAAAAUCUGGAAGAUUUUUGUGCCAUGUCCUUGGGAAGGUUGCAUAAAUUUAAAAAACAGAGAUGGUAUCUUUAAAGUAGGCAGUAUUUUCUUGUGGAUUUAGUAUUCACUUUUGCAAGUUGUGUUUGAAUAAUGUACUCAAGAUUUUUUUUAAAAAGAAAUGUGAUGGGAUUAACUGAUUUCUUUCCUAUUAAAGUGAUCAAAGAAAGUGAUUUUUUGCCUUCCAAAGCACCUGAAAUAAAAGUUGUUUUCAAAGAGAAUUCCAUUAAGAAAGGUGUUUUAACCUAUAGACUAAAUUCCUCGAACCAAUCUGAUUUGGCCAUAUCAUCACACUCAAUGUAUGCAUUACAUUAACAUUCUUGCGAUCUAACUUAUCCUAUACUGUACAAUAAUCAACUGACUUCAAGGUCUUUGCUAUUGACACCAGCAAAUUGUACAUCCUCUGAGAUUCUGCAAAUGUAUCCCAAACUGUGCAUAUUUACAGUGAGAAUUGCCCAACUUUCCUUGCUGAUUUAGUCUACAUAGUCUGCUCUAUGGCAGAUCUUGAGCUAAUUUGCUUGGAUAAGAUUGUGUUGUUGACGUAGGAAUGUGAAAAAAAAACUGGAAUUCCACUCACUGCCUCCUUCUAGAACUUCUGGUUAUGAGGACACAAUGAACACAGGCAAGAGAAAAUCUGCAGCUGCUGGAAAUCCGAGCAACACACACAAAAUGCUGGUAGAACUCAGCAGGCCAAGCAGCAGCUGUGGAAAAAAGUAUAGCCAAUGUUUCGGGCUGAAACCCUUCAGCAGGACUGGAGAAAAAAAGCUGAGGAGCAGAUUUGACAAGUGGGGGGAGUGGAGAGAGAAACGCCAGCUGAUAGGUGAAGCUUGGAAUUAAUUGUCAAAUAGAUCUGUAUUUGAAGGACAGUCAUAAUUGGGCAAGGUAUUGAUCCAACGUAGGAGUCAGAAAAUUGAUGAACACUUACAGAUACUUGUAAUUUUUGAAGAAAGGUUUUGUUAACUCUUAACUGCUUCUGUGGAAUUUGUAUCAAUAUCAUUGAAGCAUUUUGAAUGAAAUAUUUAAUUUGUAGGAACCAGGUAAUAGAAAACAUAUUUUCUACCCUAAGUGAGUCAGUUUGUCAUUUCUUGAUAGGAUGCCAGUAAAGAAGAAAAAGAUUUCCUGAUUUUCAGGAGACAAAAUCAUUGAGUUGUUACAAGUCACUUCCAACAGUUAAAAACACCUCAGACAAUGAUGUGGUGUUCCUUCAUGAUUUUGCUUAAGUAUUUGUUUUGUCAUCAUGAGUCACUUUGGAAAAAUGGAGGUACAUUCACUUGAAUUAUUUUCUCCAAUUCUUCUUGUAUUCAGAAUUGAAGCAGGUUGUCUAUGUCCUAACUUGCUACUUCCUUCAUCCUUGGCACAAAACCAUAUUUCCUUCACUUUGUAAUACUGUACACUUCCCACUGAUCUACUUUC